Molecule: messenger RNA, 1107 nt
Organism: Penicillium arizonense
Lineage: Eukaryota; Fungi; Ascomycota; Eurotiomycetes; Eurotiales; Aspergillaceae
Product: trypsin-like serine peptidase
Exons: 1
Coding region: 1-1107 (368 amino acids)
Source: RefSeq, a predicted model, not a curated record
AUGGAAGCUCCCAUCGAAACUAAGGUCCUUGCGAAGCAACCCCCCUUCAAGACUGAAGGGACAGAACAGCGGAUACAAGUCCCGGUACUUGAUAUCGCGUUGGACGAUGACAACAAACCAAACCUGUUGCAUGAGAAUGGUCGUCUGCGUGUUGCAGUGGACGUCGGGGCUGACGGCCUUAACGUCACCUCCCCAUUCCCGAGCCCAACUCCUGUCCCAUUAGACGUUGAUUUGGUUGCGAAAAGCCACCCGGACGUCAAGGAACUUGACGGUCUAGUGCCCCCUGGGUCGCAAUGUUCAUUUACGCCGACUGAGGCACCCUCGACGCACGUCAACCUCGACGGUUCUAAGAAGAGUAAAGACGUUGACCCCAAUGGUAUCAUAUUUGACCGCGAUGAUCGUACUUUGUUCCAGGAUACCAAGUAUCCUUGGCGUACAGUUGGAAAGGUCCGUACCGCGGGCGGCUGGGGCUCCGGCGCUAUGAUUGGAUCCCGUCUCGUCCUGACUGCGAGCAGCAUUAUCAAUUGGAACUCAGAUGGCCGAGGUAACGUUGGAUGGGUCACAUUCACUCCGGGCUAUUACGAUGGCCGUGGGCCGUGGGGCGAGUUCGCCGCCAGCAAGGUCGUUUAUUACGAGAAGGUAUCAGGCAACCUGACCGAUCUGGAAACCGCGUUUGACUAUGUUAUCCUGGUCCUUGCACAGCCCAUCGGUAACACCAUCGGAUACGUUGGGGCUCAGCUUUAUCAAAGCCCCUGGAACAAUCUUCCCUCCUGGCAAUGUGUUGGCUACGGCCAGGAUCGUGCCAGAGGAGAACGUCCUCUAUACCAGGGCGGCGCCAUUAUCUCCAGUGUACAACCCUUUACUCUCAAUGGCAAUUCUGGUUAUGUACUUGGCCAUUUCAACGACUUUACCCCCGGAGAGGGUGGCGCGCCAGCCUGGGGCUAUUUCAAGGAUGACCCGUCCAGACCGAGAGUCGUCGGCGUUGGCAGCACCAUUGGCAGCACCGCUGUCGAACGGCCCACAGGUUCUACUAAUCGCGAUAAUGAAUACGCCGGGGGGCCUGCACUGAACAAGCUCAUAUUGGAAGCACGAGCAAACUACCCAUAA